Messenger RNA from Synchiropus splendidus (mandarinfish), 9422 nucleotides. RefSeq names its product glycerol-3-phosphate dehydrogenase, mitochondrial-like. The transcript is spliced from 5 exons. Gene Ontology annotation, cellular component: glycerol-3-phosphate dehydrogenase (FAD) complex; mitochondrion. The coding region runs from base 229 to 942 and encodes 237 amino acids. Gene Ontology annotation, biological process: glycerol-3-phosphate metabolic process. NCBI's taxonomy places the organism in Eukaryota, Metazoa, Chordata, Actinopteri, Syngnathiformes, Callionymidae. The record is from RefSeq and is a predicted model, not a curated record. Gene Ontology annotation, molecular function: glycerol-3-phosphate dehydrogenase (quinone) activity.
UUAGCUUUUUAAUUGCUAAUGAUAAUUAUCGCCGUCAUUACUGUUAUCAUAUUCGGGGCGUCAGGUUAUUACAGGCACAGGCACUGCUGUUCAUUCAUAAAUCCUGCUGGAGAUCCUACUAAUCCCUGAAUUUCUGACAUUUAAUGUCGUAUUAAUGCUGCUGUUUCCCCCCUGUGCCAAUCUGGGACAGGCUCACAUGGAGGAGCUGUGAAUCAGGGGUCAAGGGGCAUGAGGGAGCCUAGCUAUCACCAAGGAUCAGGUGCUGCUCAAACGCCCUGCAUGGCUUUCAUGUGUGUCAGCUCCUGUCACUGGUGCACAAGUUUUCUGGUUCGUAUUUACAAUUUUUUACAAUAUAACCAACCCACCACUGAGCCCAGUUUUGAGGUUGUCAAAAACAAAUCUGUUUUUCUUCACUUAGUUUCUGCAGUGAGGUUAUUUCUUUUUUCUCCAUUUUGUCAUUGUAAUGUUAUUAUUUAUUUUCUCCAAUUUCAGGUUCUCUCAAAUUGUCAUAUAGACCAAGAAAGCUUCCCUAAUUCCCUCACAUGCGUGUGUGUCAUAAAGAUUAAGGGACAACGCGACGAUGCUCGAAUGAACCUCGCCAUCGCCCUCACUGCUGCCAGGUAUGGGGCUGCCAUAGCCAAUUACACUGAAGUGCUGCACCUACUGAAGAGGGCAGACCCACAGACGAAGAGUGGAGAGGGUCCGCGGAGUCUGCACGGCAGGGAUGUGAUCGCAGGGCAGGAAUUUGAUGUCAGAGCCAAAUGUGUUAUCAAUGCCACGGGACCUUUUGCGAACGCGCCGCAGAAAAUGGAUGAUCAGAAGAAGUCCGACAUCUGUCAGCCCGGUGCCGGGGUUCACAUCGUCAUCCUGGGCUAUUACAGGACCAGAUCUGCACCCCGGCUUGAGGUUUGGGGAGCAGCGGCUGGAAUUGAAACCAGCUGAAUUAAUCUCCUGGAAACAGCGCUGACAGGAGGCUGAUUAUGGGGAGUCCCUUCAAACCGGCUGGCCUGCGUCUGCCCUGCCCUCACCAGCAGACCAAAGGUUAAUACAGUCUUAGUAAUUCCUCGUGAAGUCCAACGUUGCGGAAGACUGUCCCGAGCAGCCCGUGGACGUGAAGUGCCAUGAGAUGAGCUCAGUCGGACGGAUUUCAGCUCUAAUCCGUUUGAUGUAAGUGAAUUUAAGUUCUAAUUCGUGGGCCUCUCCACUGUACAACAAGCUGGAAUCUGCAACAUCCGGCCCAUGAAUUCAAGAGGAGAGCGAGAGAGGGAGAGAGAGAGAGAGGGUGAGGAUGGAAGAAUGUGGUGUUUAACUGGAAGGCGGCGGGUUUUAUCAGUCACUGGCACCAUUUAGCUGACAAAAACGAGCAGGCCAGCUCUGGGAAUAGGGCCUAGGCACCGGGUGCUCACCAAAUCCUCCCAAGAAGAAUAUCAGCGCUCCUCACAUGCUGCUGCCUGACAUCCACUGCUGUAGCUGAGAACUAUCUCCAUUGUCCAGUUUGAUAGCCGGAAUCAAACUGAUUUACUGCAAAUCCAUCUGAGCUUUGAUAAAUCUAUUACACUUUCAUUUGGCUGAUUUCAUUAACGGGAAUAAAACCAGCCAUGCUUCCUGCAUAACUGCCUUUUAAUGGCUUGGCCCUGUCACCUGCCUCAGCAUUAAUCCCUCUGACUUAUUGCAGCGCAGAGGGAAUGAGUAAUGGCUAUUUGAAUGUGAUCAGCACAGUACAAUGCAAUUAAGGAAGCAGUACUGUUCGCUGCCUUUAAUCCUGAACUAAUUUGAAUUGCAGUUUGAUAGCACUGUGAAUCCUGCAUAAUUAUGUAGGGUGCAUAUUAAACUCUGUGACAAACUGGAGAGGCCUUUAACUAGCCCUGCCAUGAGGAGAGCGGCCAGGAGAACGCCAGCGCGGUGGCCAGCCGCCGCGCGCCGGAGCUCUCAAUUACCGCCGUGGUGGGUGACAGGUGAGACCGCUGGGGGAGAAGAUGGGUGACACUGACGUCUUCCUUUUGUUCGCUCGCUCUCUGCCUCACGCAGCCAUACACAAACCGAAUCUCACCCCCACCCCCCCGGAGUUCAGAGUGGGAGUUUUAGAGAUCAAGGGAACUCCAAUUCAAGUCUACGUUAUUGUUUAAGUAAAAAAAAAGUGUGGUGUUUAUGUAUUUUCAGACUCUAAAAUAUGUGAAAAAUGUUGAUUAAAUAUAGUAGUUAUGUCCUCUCAUGCACACAUAAAUAAAAGUCAUAAUGAUGAUUUAUUUGUUUUGAUAAUAUUUUUUAUACAUAUAUGAAUUCUAGAAAAUGAAAUAGGACGUCUAACAAGGCUGAACCUGCAAGGAAUUGCUAAUCAAAAUAUGUAUGAAAAAUUAUUUUUUUAAAAAUUAGAUAAAAAAAGGUGUGUCGGAACAACAAUGCCAUUUUACUGAGAAAUGCUGGCUCUUUAUAUUGACAUAAAGAUUAUCUAAUAUACAUUUUUUUUUAUCAGUAUUGAAUUACUGAUAUAGAACAGUAAUUCAAUGUGUUACUUGGUUUCACUUAAACAACCUGUGACCUAAACAGUGACUCUCGUGGCUUUCUCCGAAUAUUACAAUUAUUUUCUCAGUUUGAUUUUAAAGUGAUUGUUUGCUUUUGGUCGGUAGAAGAGAAAGAGAAGCGGGGAGACAGGGAAAGGUUUGCACCUGCACCUGAAGAAGAGCUAUGUCAUUCAUGCAGUUUCAUUGUACUUAGACUCGCAUGACAAGUGUGUUUCUGACAAGAUCAACCAGAUCCAGACCUUUUUUUUUUAGAACCCAGCCAUUGUAUAAUUCGCCAAAACGUGAAUAAAUGUACCACUGGACUACUCAAAAGAGGACGGUACAAAGUUCGUUCUUUUAAUUUCAUACUUUGUGUUAGUGUCGAAAUAUGCAAACCACAGUAACAAUAACAGUUUGUCUGCUCACCAAAUGUCACCUGUAUGAAUGAACUGCUGUCGAAACAGUGCUACUUCCAGACACAAACAACAACAAAAUUGUCUCCAAUGCACCAGCUACAAAGCCACUACACUAAAACUGACAUUUAUGUGCUUAAAACUGCACAAAUAAAGUAACCAGAAGUUACAUUUUAAACCACAAUAUUGACCGUUGAAGUGAUGAAUUACGAAAUCUGUGAAAGUCAGUCAAGCAAAAGUUUGUCGAGCUUGUGUUUGCUGCCACCCAAAUGUAACAGUGAGUAUCCCGACUUGUAAAUAUGCGACUGGGUGUAAAGAUAUUCCAUUGUGCUUCACAGCAGAUCGAGGCAGAUAGCGAGACGAGUGGGUGCGAGGAUGGAUGGAGCGAGCAGAGGAUGCUGAGAUGGAGGGGAGAAGUGGAAGGGAGAGCGAGACAGAGAGGGGGCUGCUGGCUAAAUUAAGCCAUUGUGACUCAAAAUCCUCCUUUAAUAAGGUUCAUGCUGUCUACAACUUCAUCAUUUUCUCCUGAAUGAUAAUUACUUUAUUCAAUCAUGUUCAAGGUUUUAGCGAGAGCUAGCAUUGAUUGAUUAACUUCAAUUACCGCGCUCGCAUUUGCAUAGAUAAAAACUGCUUUUCAAUUUGUGAGUGGCACGCGGGUGGAAACCCUGCCUGGAUAUUUGCAUCUCAAUGUGAACGGUGAAGGAUAAAGGUGGGAGCGCGGGGUCUGAUCACUGCUAAGCCCUUUCUGCUCGGCUGCGCCGGCAUCUAUUUUCCCAUAAACACCCUUUGUUAUGAUGUUGGUGGGCUCCCUCCACGCAGAGAGAGCCAGCGGUGAGCUCUGUUUGCCGGCCGGCUUGACAGCUCUGCCGGGGGAUUAAGGCCACGUCGCGCCGCAACUCAGUGGUGAGCUUAGGUGAGCUCCGGCGGCGGUGGCGCAGACAACUGUUGGGGGGGUGACACAUGAGAUAUCUAAAGGCUGACUGGACUAAUGAAGAUGCACAUGUGUACAGAGCAGGAGGCAGCGGCCGAUAAUUACAAUUAUCACACGCCCGUAUCAAUCAUCAUUAGCUGCUCUGAAAAACAUAUACCCUCCUGCACUCUCAUUCUUAAGAGUUUUGUCUCUUAAACUUUGAAAUAGAUCUUCCUUCUUGGCCAUGAAGUGUUAAUAGAGCGGCCGCCUGUAAUAGCAGACGUGUGAAAAAAAAACCCUGGAUCUCUGAUAAAAAAAAAAGUGGUUUAACAACGUAUGGAAUCUUCUAUUUCCUGCGGCAGGUACUGUACAAGUAUCAAGUGAGCACAGCUGUGGCACUUCGGCGCCAGUAUUGGGAUUACUGUCACCUUUGUCUGCAUAUUUUGUCUUUGAUUAAUGUCACCCAAAUGGUGUGUCGUCAGAUUGAGAGCCCGCCUCAUUAGCAUGAUUUUUUUGUACAUGGUGAAAAUUUGGGGCUAAAUUAGGCAGUGGCAGUGGCGUGGCAGUGAUUUUACUUGAGAAAAAACAGAAAAAAAAAGCGGGGAGUUACACCUGUGAGAUAUGCUAAUCUGUCCCGCAGCCGUAUUUACUUUCAUAGACAUUAGCAUUAGGGAGCUAAUAAUCAGGGCGCUCACUUGAACCCCCCUGUUUGUGGGCUAAAGAGGCGAAAGCGUCACCUUGGAUGUAUUUAGUGGCAGUAAACCAUCCGUCGGUGUCUUUUUAAACACGCCACGGCACCGUCUCCGGCUGCCUCGGAGGGGAAUUCCCAGAUGGUGGGCCGUGAUUAGGCGGCUCACGACGCUGUUCAGCGGCGAGCAUCUGGAAACACAGGUUGAAAUGAACACCCUCAUUUUCUCGAAAUGAGUGUCAUUCAAUUAAUCUCAUUAUUAGCCAUGCAAAAGCCGAGCGGCUAAUAGAUUCUUCAUUCACUGGUCGUGAUCCUCCUGCGCGUGGCGAGCGCUUACGUUUGCUGAACCAGCUGUUUAGCGGGGAGUCACAACCGCCUCCAGCUUCAACUUCUGAGGUGUGAUUUUAGUGUUUUUGUCUUGAACAAACUUUGUCUUGAUUGGAAUUAUUGUUGUUGUCGUGAGAGUCCGAUUCUUCGACGAGUCCCGCUGUUUUUUGUUUCUGUAAUCAGAGACUGAUUUUAAUGCGGAAAGCUGGAGAAGUGAAAUGGAAUGUUUGUCUUCAGCUUGCAAGAAGAAAGUGCUUUUGAUACUUUUGUUUUACACGACAAAACUUGACUCCACUUGGUGUAGUCAGAGCAUUUUUACUAUGCAGUUAAUCUACUCUAGUUCGGCUCAGUAAACAUUUUGUUGUUUAAUAUACAAGUAACAUCCGACUUACGACCGGGAUCUGUUCCGACCAACCAGUCGUAAGUCAGAUUGGAAGUAAGUGGAAUGCCAUUCAAAAUGGCCGACGCGAGGGUUAUAGGUGCUACUGUAGUGGUAGAUCUCUGUGUGAGAGUGAGAUGCUGGGAUACUGUGCUGCCGUAACUGUCGUACGUGAUGCCGGGCCGCUACAUGCUGCAGUGCCAGACAUUAAAUAAAAAAAAAAAAAUCAUCAUCUGCUGGCCGUGGUCAAAAGUACGGGUGGCCGUAAGUGGAGCAGGUCGUGAGUCAGAUGUUACUUGUAUACAAAAGGAGCCCAGCUGAAAUUUGCAAAUGGCCGAUGAUCAAACGCUAUAACUGGAGGACGGAACUGGACAGGCUUGACAUUAUGAGCCUAAAGUCUGAGCGUACCAGUUGUUUCAGAUGGCACACAUCAUCGUGCAGUUUUUAAAUGUAAAUUCAUAUCUGAAACGGUUUCGGCGUUUCGUUCCAAACCGACCCCCAAAAGUGAAAAUCUGCCGUUCGGAAUGCAUCAUAAACCUGUAGCAUAUUCUGAAAACUUUCCGAGUAAACAUUUUGUGAGUAUAAAGCUCUUAUAAUCUUAUUUUAAAAUUAUGCGCAUCAACACGAGGCAGGUGUAAAUAAUCUUACACAUAUUUUAACCAAGAAAAACAACAGUAAGUAGUUUAAGCAAGUGCUUCUCCUACAGUAGUUACUUUACUCCUUGUACUAUGCUUUUAUUUAUUUAUUUCUAUUUAAUUUUAGGCUGGAAAAUGCUGAUAUAUGUGUUACUAAAUUCAAGAAAUUGAGGAACCAUUUGAAUGUCACGUUUGUGAUUCACCAUAGUCACACUACAGAUAUGUUGAAGAAGCAUGUUCCACCCCGUCUUUGUGAAACAAAAUCAUUCCUUUCAGUGUGAGUAAGACGAUGAAAUGGAUGAGUGAUGCAAAUAAAUAAUUUCUUGGCAGCCCUCAGGAGUGUGAAAUCUGAAAUAGCACCGUCCCAGCUCAAGCUAGCUGGACCUCACCAGGCCUCCUGCGGUUAUUUCUGCUACAUUUGUUCCCAACAAAAAUCCGUUGAUCUUCUCGAUUUUAAAUUCGUUCUUCUCCUGUCACUUUCCACUAUCUGACAUAAUGGCCAUCUCCUUUCACAUUCACAGUGAUUUAAGACUAAAUUGGCCUGCGCUGCGCCUGUCUCCAUGCCACCCUUCUCACCCCCACCCCACCUUGGGUGGCCCCCCCGCGAACCCCCCUUUGUGGGCAGGAAGGAACCUCUUUCCAAGCUGGAGAGUCUCCUGCUGGGACUGCUGCGCCGCUGGCGAGGGAGGGAAGACGGAGAAGGAAGAGAGGUGGGGGGGGGCGGUCAUGGACCUGGAGAGCAUUGUCAACAGCAGACACCUCCCCCGUCCCCUCAUUCUUCUAUAUGCUGCCCUUUAGUACCCUCCCCCAUGUACAGACGCAGUCGUGUGUGCGUGCAAGUGUGUGCACUUGUCAUAUGUCUCCAUUUGAGUGUCACCGCCGGACACAUUUUUCAAAAAGACCGAGGAAGUGAGACGCAGUGAUGUCACUCAAGUUAAUUCUGAAAAACAGCGCUGCAUUGAUCUAGUUGGUGAAAAAUAAUUAUACAUAUUAACAAAAAAAACAUCCAAAUAAAGUCCUCAGCCUUUUUUGUGCCCAGAAUUUCAACAUUACAUGAACAGAUGGACCAGAGUUUUCUCAGCCUCCCUCAAACGUUCAUGUUAAAAACUGGUUCAUUUUCUAAAGAGGUCAAUAUGAUGGCGGAAAACAACUUUUAUUUUCAGCAUUGUUACUGCUUGGUUUGUGGCUAUGGCUCAUAUUGUGUUGCAAAACACAUUCAAACGCUUCAUUUGAGCAGGGUGCAUUUUUGUCUGACAUCAUGCCCAACUAACCCUUUUGGCUGUAUUUUUGGCUCAAAAUCCCUUAUUUUAUCUGCGACAUGACUGUGAUGCGCCUCCAUUUUUCACUUUCUUAGUGGUACUGAACAUGUCAGCAUGUCAACGUAUUGCAUUCUCAGUGCAGAGUAUCAUGAGAGAACUGUAGCAAGACAACUGCGUUUAGUGCGUAUCGUCUUCAUGAGUGAUCGUACAUGUAGAUAUUCCUCUGAAUGUUGCAGAAGAAGGGCUCCGACUGGAUGCAAAAAAGCAGGCAUUUUCAGGUCCAAAGCCAAAUAUUAGUUUUUCACAUUCCAGAUUUUCACAUAGGGCUGUACGUUGUUUUUAGCCUAAUGGAAUACAUCAUGAUCACAGAUAGCAAAAUCAACAUAAGAAUUGAGAAUGAAAGGAAAUCCCGUUUUUCAUUCAAUUUUUGAGAUAACAGCUGAAAUGAAUUCAUUUAUAUGAAGUGCCACCCAUUGAUUUUAGAUGAAAAAGUCAUUCUAUUAUCCAGACACUGCUUCAUGAUCCUCCCGCCGCUCGUCUCUGGUCCAUAAACAGGCGUCCGUCAGUUGCUCUUGAGCCUGUAAUGCAAACACCCAGCAACUUUAUACACAAGGCGGACAUAGCAAUUUCAUACUGGCAGCGGAUGGAACAGGCACGUUAAACAAAGCAAACAGCUGCAUUGAAUUUUGAUGGCGGGAAGCUAAGCCUUGGACUGGCGCUGUGGAGAGUUUCGCUUGAAAUAUAUUCAUGCUGGAAAGAGAGAGUAUUGUGUUAUCAAGAGGCUCUGUUUACCUAGAGAAUCUACAUAUGGCUAUCUAAUAUCUUUGUGCCAUUGAGCAGGUUGGAAGCAGGAGUCCCAGGAGUUUCGCUGCGCGGAUUAUGCACGGCGGGGGUUGAACUAUUGCCCCCGUGUGAUUGAAAGACCUCCACCAGCUUAGGCCCUGUUUAUUGUACAUUUGCAUGGCUCAGUUGUGCCACACUGCUGGGAAAGCAUCGCCAGCCAGCCACUUCAUAUCGCCAGCGCUGUAAUUUGGUUGGGUCCGGAUGGCUCCGUGCCUCGGAGGGAGGCUUAUAGGCAAUCAUUUAGUCCCAUUGACCAGGAUAUGCUGUGAUCAAUAUCUCACUCUGGGCCCCGCAUGGAUGGAGAAGACAAAUGUUUGUGUGUUUGUGUCCAGUGUUGACACGGCGAUUCAGAGCGAGGUACCAAAACGUGUCCUUAAUUUCGUGUAAUGAGGGAUAAGCUGCUCUUCCCCCGCCACGGAAGAAACCAAACUCACACGUCACUCACAGUAGUUUCCGACCACUGAAGAUCACAACCAUUAGCAAGGAUAAUUGCAUUUGCAGCCCUGGUGUGGUCAACUGCGCCACUUGGCUAAUUUAUCCUGGUGAGAGCUUGACCUUAAGAAAUGUAAUUACACACACCUGACUUACACUACAGAUCUCUUUACUGGUGUAAUUACCACCAAACAAUUAACUCCCCGGAACUAGCAAUGCGUCCCAAACAUCCCAUUGGUCUGGAAAUGUAGUGCACAAUGAACACUGAAGGCUCAAGUCCCGCAGCACAGCAGCUGACUGGUCCUCAUGAGGAGAGGGUUGCUGGUUUCAUACUAGCUUGAGGCAACCUUUUCUUGGAUGCAUCCUCUCCUCUACCUUGUAACUUUCUUCUCCUGAUACUACACCGACUAGGCGGGCUAACUAGGAAGUGGGCUCUGCCUGUGGCCCUUUGUAGCUGGGAUUGGUCCCAGCAAGUGCACGCAGAAAAUACAUGAGAGAUAAAGUCAUGUUUCGUUUCUCUUGUGCUUUUGUUUUGUUAUUUCCUGUGUCGUUUCCUGUUCCAUCUCUCCCUUCAGCUUCACAGCAGCGCAGCUGGAUCCCAUUCCGCUGAUUAGACUCUGAUUUCUACACCUGGGUUCCAGUCUUCGCUGCCAGACGUUUGUUCCACGUCCUCACAGUAAACUCUGUCUCGACCCUCUGUUCUCUCGUGCUCCUGUUAUAGAUUUCUAAAUGCCGUGCGUGCUUGAGCUUCUUUCUGCUGCCUCCUUAGUUGGUUCUCCUCGCUCCGUUUUCUGUUUCUCGCUUCUCUCUAUUUGAUUGUGUGCGAGUUUAACUCACCUUUUGCUUUCCUCUCGUCAUAGUUAUUUCCUUGUGUGUGUGUGUAGAACCACCACCGAGCGCUUUCUGUUAUUUGGGCCUUGUGAGUUAAUUUCUGAGUACGUUUGCGUUGUCCCUGUUAGUUAGACUUGAAUUUGCCUGUUUUCUGUUUCAGGUUUUUCUCCUUCCCUUGAGUGUAUUUCCCGUUCCGUGUUCUGG